AUGAAAUCUCCAACAACUCAUGUCAGCUUAGCCAUCAAUCCUCAUCAGUGUUCCAUCUGCUUCAAAUCUUACAAGCGACGGGAGCAUCUCCAACGCCAUCGCAGUUCCCACUCCGCCGACCGCCCCCAUCGAUGCCCGGCCUGUCCGAGUACCUUCCAGCGAGCCGAUGUCCUACGACGACACCUCCGAACCUGCGACCGCAUUAUUUCCACCGCUUCUCAGGGAGCGACGCGCCGACGCGCUUGUGAUCGCUGUGUGCGUCAAAAGAAAGCGUGCAACAACGCCCGACCGUGCCAGAACUGUUCCAAGAAGGGAGUGGAGUGCGCUUAUUCCACACCGAAGAAUGAUACACUGGCGGUCGAGGACCUAGCUUCCACGUCAGCUUCUCUAGGUCGUGAUAGUAGUGUUCUGGCAACGGCGAGUGUUGAUCUGUGGACGCCCCGCACCGAAGACGACGAGCGGCUGGACAGCACUGGAUUCGACCCUCUCGCCUGUCCUGAUCUCGAUCUUCUGCAAUAUUCCGACCAGACAUGGCAACAUUUGUUCAAUUUGGGUGGGGAGGAUCUCAUUGUGACGAGCGCCGAUCGCCCCUACUUCUUCCAUUUCCUGGACACUUUCACCAGUCGGACUGGCUUCGUCUCGUCCUUUGAAUGCGGAACAUUGGAGCAGAGACUGGACGUCCUUUAUAACAUAGAGGAGAAAGAACGGCUCACUGCCUCUUUUUGGGACAUUAAUGUGGACCAAUCCAGCAAUCGAGACAGCAGCAACUCGUACGGAGUCUCAUCGCAAUGGCUCAAUGACCCGCUGGCGCUCCAGACACAUCAGAUUCUCCUCUUACUUAAGGAGGUCGUCACGAUCAAGCCGCGUAAUAGUUGUGUGACCAUCUCGUGGUCUCAGGAUAUUGAGCAACUAUGUUUGCAGUUCUUCUCUCCUUCCAGUCUCCGGAAGUAUAUUGAACUCUAUUGGUCGAUCUGGUCUCCAAACGUGAACUUCCUCCAUCGACCAAGUUUCAACCCGGCGAGCUCCAAGCCCAUUCUUCUGGCAUCUAUGGCCAUUAUUGGGGCCUGUGUUUCGCCAAACCUUCAAGAUAACGACAAUGCGCGGAUGUGGUUCAAUUGUGUAGAAGAGGCUGCUUUUGCCGAUGAUGACUUCAACCGGGAUCCCGUCUCACCGUUCCACCCUGUUCGGGACAGACAGAAGAUCCAAGCUCUUCAGGCCGCUUACAUGGUCUGCUUGUACCAAAAUUGGGAAGGCACUGAUGUCAGCAAGAAGCGCAUUCGUCGACAUCGCUUUAGCACCGUCCUUUCGAUUGUUCGUGAUCUUGAUAUCACGACAGCGCGACAUAUCGACUACAACUCGAAACACAGGGAUGAGUUUGACUGGAACGAAUUUGUCGCCAGGGAAGAGUUGAUCAGGACUUUUAUCUGGGUCUUCCUGAUGGAUACGGCGUUUGUUACUUUCAACAAUCUGCCACCACGGAUGGUUGUUAAGGAAAUGAAGAUGCACGUGGCAGCCCCCGAGUCUUGUUUCCAAGCAUCUACGGCCGAUCAGUGUUACGAUGCAAUUCAGAAUUGGAUGCCUUCUACGAGCCUCUGUUGGAAGUUUUCCUUCCGUGCACUGUUCGAGACUCUGUGCAUGGACGACCUGACAGCGGAGAUGCAACAAGCCGUGGCAGCCCUGGGUCCCUUGAAUCUCUUCACGAUCGUCUCUGGUAUUCACUCUUUGGUAUUCCAGUAUCAAAGUUUCUUCAGCGCAGGGCAUCUUCUCCUACGGACCCAUAACGCGCUGCGAAACUUCAAGAAUAUUUGGCACCUCCAUGAAACCACAAUAAUUGGGCGAUUGCCGCAUUCGACGGUGGAUGAGCGCAAUUUAGACGCAGAAACCAUGUGGCAGCGAGUGGGAUUCUGUCGCCACGCGGGCGAUUUCUGGCUUCUUGCAAGUGUCAAAGUCGACCGACUGUCUGCAGCGGAGGCAGAGCAGCACAAGGCGAUCGGAGGAGAACUCGUGCCCGAGGACAGUGAACAGAGCGAUCCCAUUCUAUCUAAAUACGAUCAAACAAGUAUGCGCCAAGUCAAUGAACUCAUUUCGGAGUUCCAAAGAGUGCACCUCGGCGACAUGCCCACCGCUUAUCGUCGCUCAAAUAUGCCACCAUAUUUUGACCAGUGGCGAUUUCCGAACCCACGAGUGGGAUGUACUACCCGUCUUCCCACCACCACCUCCGACACCCCCGCCUCCUCCUCCGAUCCGGGGUGCAUCCCACUAGUGCUCCUUGGGGCUGUCGGAGCCCUUGUCUUUCUGGUGUUCCGUCUGCUAUCCAUAGGUCGACGGCCCAAGAACUACCCUCCUGGACCUCCGACCUUACCUCUCAUUGGUAACAUUCAUCAGAUGCCCACUCGCGAUGCCCAUCUGCAGUUCCAGAAGUGGGCACAAGAAUACGGGCCCAUCUACAGUCUGAUUCUCGGGACCAAGACCCUGGUCGUACUGUCGAGCGAUGAGGCUGUCAAAGCCCUGUUGGAUAAGCGAAGUGCGAUCUACUCGCACAGACAGGAAAUGUACAUCGGCCAAACGCUAUGCAGCGGAGGCCUUCGAUUGCUCAUGAUGGGAUACGGCCCAGUAUGGCGAGGAUUUCGCAAAAUGGUUCAUGCUCUCCUCAAUGUGACCGCGGCCAAGUCCUACGUCCCUUACCAGAUGCUCGAGAACAAACAGAUGAUGUACGAGUUUCUCACUCAGCCCGAGCGGUUCCUGUACAGCAUUCGUCGCUACUCCAAUGCCCUAACCACCACUAUGGUCUUUGGGUGGCGCACGCCGACCUACGAGGACGAGAAAAUGAAGCAGCUUUUUGACGGCUUCUCUGAGUUUGCCGAGAUAAACCAGACCGGAACAGCUGCGCUUAUUGAUUUCUUCCCGUGGUUGAGAAGGCUGCCGGACUUUAUGCUCCCGACGCAGAAGAAGGCCAAGGAACUCCACCGGCGGGAGAAGGCUCUGUAUCUAGGCCACUGGCUGCGAGCAAAACAGGAUAUCCGCGACGGAAAGAUUAAGCCCUGCUUCUGUGUGGGUCUGGCCGAGGCCCAAAAGUCCGACGGAUUCAGUGACGACCAGGCCGGAUAUAUCUCGGGAACUUUGUUGGAGGCAGGCUCCGACACCACCUCCAGCACUCUAUAUGCGUUUGUUCAGGCGAUGCUGCUCUUCCCCGAGGCGCAACGCAAGGUCCAAGAGGAGAUUGACCGCGUCGUGGGUCCCGAUCGCAUGCCGACAAUGGAUGAUGAGCAGGACCUGCAGUAUGUUCGCGCUUGCAUGAAAGAAUCCCUGCGCUGGAUGCCCACGACCAUUCUCGGCGCGGUACCGCAUGCCGUCACGCAAGAUGACGAGUACAUGGGGUAUCUUAUCCCAAAGGGGGCUGGUGUCAUUAACAACGUGUGGGCCAUCCACAUGGACGAGAAGCGUCACCCCAACCCGCGGGUCUUCAAUCCCGAUCGGUACAAGCACGAUCGUCAAAGCUUGGCUGAUGCAGCCGCCAACCCUGAUCCCACCAAGCGAGAUCAGUUCACUUUUGGUGCUGGUCGUCGAAUUUGCCCUGGGAUCCACAUUGCCGAGCGGAGCCUGUUCUUGGGAAUCUCGCGCAUGAUGUGGGCUUUCAAUGUCGAGCCAGCAUUGGAUGAAAAGGGGCAGCCCAUCUUGCCUGAUGCAGAUCGUUUGACCCAAGGGUUUGUCUGUAUGCCAGAGGAAUUCCCCGCUCGCAUCUCACCACGGUCGCAAGCCAAGGCGGAUAUGGUCAUCAAGGAAUGGAAGGAGGCGGAGCAACGAUGCUUGGAUCCAGAAACUAAGCAGUGGUUGCUCUCGCCUGUGGAAUGA
Molecule: messenger RNA, 3852 nt
Organism: Aspergillus thermomutatus
Lineage: Eukaryota; Fungi; Ascomycota; Eurotiomycetes; Eurotiales; Aspergillaceae
Exons: 10
Coding region: 1-3852 (1283 amino acids)
Biological process (GO): DNA-templated transcription; regulation of DNA-templated transcription
Molecular function (GO): zinc ion binding; monooxygenase activity; heme binding
Source: RefSeq, a predicted model, not a curated record